This is a messenger RNA of Rhinolophus ferrumequinum (greater horseshoe bat), 1907 nucleotides long. RefSeq names its product C-type lectin domain family 3 member A (gene CLEC3A). The coding region runs from base 106 to 696 and encodes 196 amino acids. NCBI's taxonomy places the organism in Eukaryota, Metazoa, Chordata, Mammalia, Chiroptera, Rhinolophidae. The transcript has 3 exons. The record is from RefSeq and is a predicted model, not a curated record.
AAGCUGGACCUGGGAUGCCAGGGCACGAUGUGGCUGUGUAGUCGACUUGUCCCUUAGCUACUUCAUAGGAACUGGCACAGUGGCCAUCAGACUUUCCUGAGAGCCAUGGCAAAAAGUGGACUUGUAAUUUACGUCCUGGUUAUCACCUUACUCCUGGACCAGACCUCCAGCCACACGUCCAAAUUCAAAGCCAGGAAGCACAGCAAACGCCGAGUGAAAGAAAAGAAUGGAGACCUGAAGACUCAAGUUGAAAAGCUCUGGAGAGAAGUCAAUGCCCUAAAGGAAAUGCAGGCCCUGCAGACAGUCUGUCUCCGAGGCACAAAAGUUCACAAGAAAUGCUACCUUGCUUCUGAAGGCUUGAAGCACUUCCAUGAAGCGAAUGAAGACUGUAUUUCCAAGGGAGGGACCCUGGUUAUCCCCAGAAACUCUGAGGAGAUCAACGCCCUUCGAGACUAUGGUAAAAGGAGCCUGCCAGGGGUUAAUGACUUUUGGCUGGGAAUCAACGACAUGGUCACAGAAGGCAAGUUUGUCGAUGUCAAUGGAGUUGCCAUCUCCUUCCUCAACUGGGACCGUGCACAGCCUAAUGGUGGCAAGCGGGAAAACUGUGCCCUGUUCUCCCAGUCAGCUCAGGGCAAAUGGAGUGACGAGGUCUGUCGUAGCAGCAAGAGGUACAUAUGUGAGUUUAUCAUUCCUUAGUAGACCCUUCUCAAAUGCGUCUUUAAGAAAGAUGGGUCAUGAUUUAUAGGCUGAUGGUUCCCAAGAAUAAGUCAAAUUGUUUUUAGGAAUACAAGAGUCAGCCAAUUUGCUACCAUAUUUCAUUGUGAUUUUGCCCUUCAUGGAUCAUGGAGGAUCAUAAAAUAAUGAUCCAGCUAUGUGCACACUGUGCAAGUGGCUUCUGCAAACUGGACUAUCAAAUCCUUCUCUCUUUCCUAGCCCCUCUCACUUUUAUAGACCAGGUCUGUGUUAAAAAUACAACAGCCAACAAAAGCAACCUUCUCUUGAGAGUUUUGUGUAUAUUUGAUUGACGAGAAUUCUCUAAAUCAGAGAUUCUAGGUACCAUAUAAUCCCAAAACUUUUCAGUCUGAUGCUCGAUCUGUUCCAUCCUGGUCAUAUAACUUGUUAGCCCACUAUCUUUUUUUUUGAGUUGCUCCAUCUUCUGGUGGGACUUACAAGUAUAUCUUGUCUGCCACAUCAGAACAUAAAUGUCUCAGAUUCUGAUUAACUCUUUUUUCCUCAAGCGCCCCCCACCCCUCUUUUUUGGUCAAGUUCCUAGUCAAGACUUGAAAAGUAGCAUAUUUGGUCAAUUUACACUCCCAGCAUUACAUUACAAUUUCCAAUUUGAAUGAGUAAUCCUAAGGCAGAACAAAAGCAGCAGAUUAUAUGAGAAAAGAAAAUAGCAAAAGAAAAAUGUCUACUUUUUCCUUGCUUCAGUAUCCUGCAUACCUUUAUGAAAUUGAAGGGAGACAUUAUAUAUGUUACAUAUGUUAAUUUUUUUACAUACUUUAUAUACUUAUACGUAUUUCAGUAAUCACAUAUUUAAGUCUAUUGGGGCAAUCUAUCUUUGGAAGUUGAAAAUUGGAUUUAUAUCAUGCUGAUUUGGAGUUACACAUCUAUGCAAUUUUCUAUUCUGUCAAAUACUAUUCCAUUUAAUUGUUUAAAUUGAUUGUGUAAGAUCACUUCAUUGCUUGAUAUGAAAUUACAAAGUUUAGUCUUGGGGGAAAUGGGCUUUUUAAAAGCAAACGAUUCUAAGUAUGUUCUAUUCUUCAAAUAUCUUUUUUUUGGCGGGGGGGUAAAUAUUGAAUGUGUUUUGCGAACGAUAUCUUUCUCUACAAAUUUUAACUACAUGUGCUUGGAAUUAAGUUUUAGUUCUUAUCAUUGUGCAAAAAUAAAGCCUCAAUUCUGAUCAA